AUGUUUUCAAAGAAGAAGAAGAGCCGGAUCGCCAUCUCUGCACCGUCCAACUUUGAGCACCGCGUCCACACCGACUUCGACGAGACGGAGCAGAAGUUUGUGGGUCUGCCGCGACAAUGGCAGUCUCUCAUCGAAGACACGGCCAAACGCCCCAAACCCUUCAUCGACGCCACCGUCAUCACCACCGUGGAGCCGCGAAAGACCAUCGUGCGUGGCAGUAAGCUGGGCGUGGACGGGUCCCUGACGUGGCUCCUGGAUGAGUUCGACCACAUGUCAGUCAUUCGCUCCAACUCCCUGAGACGAGAAAGUCCUGUCCAUCCACGACGGGACGGGCCCAGCGGGACACCUGAGAACGGGGAUCACAGGGAGGGGCCCAGAGCCAAAGCCGAGCCCCCGGGGGGCCACCGUCCUCAGCAGCAGCCCAGGGGCCAGGAGCCCAGCAGGGGCCUGAGGGACCGACCGGCCGGAGGACCACCCCCCCCUCCCCACAGAGAGAGAGAGCACAGGGACCACAACCAGGACCCGGCCUCUCGUCAGCCCCCGGACCCCAGACCCAAGUCCAGCUACGUGGGCUCCAGCAGCCCCCAGUCUCCCAGAGACAAGCGGCCCCUGUCGGGCCCCAACAUCCGCACCCCCCACCUCCCCAUCACUGAGGGCCUCCUGAAGACCACCCAACAGAACCGCCCCUUCAACACCUACCCCCGAGCGGAUAGCGAGGGCAGCCGCAGCCCUACAGGACCGCCGAGCAGCUCUCCUCACAAUGGCCCCCCCUCGGGACACAGCGAUCACCCUCACCACACCUCCCACCCCAGCCUGGCCCCUGAGGGCCCCCAUCAUCCUCACACCCCUCAUCCCAAAAUGCCAGCCCCGCGGCCCCCUCUGCAGCCCGGCUCAGUGUCGGGGGCCCCUGUGGCCCCUGCACAGGGGCGCUCCCCCCACAGAGAGCCACAGAGAGUGUCUCAUGAACAGUUCAGAGCAGCUCUGCAGAUGGUGGUGGACCCCGGGGACCCUCGCUCUUACCUCGACCACUACAUCAAGAUUGGAGAAGGCUCCACCGGCAUCGUCUGCAUCGCCACCGUCAAAACCACCGGGAAACUGGUCGCCGUCAAGAAGAUGGACCUGAGGAAGCAGCAGCGCAGAGAGCUGCUCUUUAAUGAGGUGGUCAUCAUGCGGGACUAUCACCAUGACAACGUGGUGGAGAUGUACAACAGUUACCUGGUGGGAGACGAGCUGUGGGUGGUCAUGGAGUUCUUGGAGGGAGGGGCUCUCACUGACAUUGUGACACACACCAGAAUGAACGAGGAGCAGAUCUCCACUGUGUGUGUGUCUGUGCUGAAGGCUCUGUCAGUGCUACACACACAGGGAGUGAUCCACCGAGACAUCAAGAGUGACUCCAUCCUGCUCACACACGACGGCAGGGUGAAGCUGUCAGACUUCGGCUUCUGUGCUCAGGUUUCUAAAGAGGUGCAGAGGAGGAAGUCUCUGGUGGGGACCCCCUACUGGAUGGCCCCUGAGCUGAUCUCACGUCUGCCCUACGGCCCCGAGGUGGACAUCUGGUCUCUGGGUGUCAUGGUGAUAGAGAUGGUGGAUGGAGAGCCUCCGUACUUCAACGAGCCGCCUCUGAAGGCCAUGAAGAUGAUCCGGGACAAUCUGCCGCCAAAACUCAAGAACCUGCACAAGGUCUCUCCUCUGCUCAAGGGCUUCCUGGACCGGAUGCUGGUGCGGGACCCGGCUCAGAGGGCCACAGCCAGUGAGCUCCUCAAGCACCCCUUUCUGUCCAAAGCAGGACCCCCCUCCUGCAUCGUCCCACUCAUGAGACACAACCGCAUCAAGUGA
Messenger RNA from Knipowitschia caucasica, 1836 nucleotides. NCBI's taxonomy places the organism in Eukaryota, Metazoa, Chordata, Actinopteri, Gobiiformes, Gobiidae. The record is from the annotation of a GenBank genome assembly.